This is a messenger RNA of Silurus meridionalis, 3599 nucleotides long. It is a transcript of the gene pcsk6, whose product is annotated as proprotein convertase subtilisin/kexin type 6. Gene Ontology annotation, molecular function: serine-type endopeptidase activity. Gene Ontology annotation, biological process: peptide hormone processing. The coding region runs from base 308 to 3040 and encodes 910 amino acids. The transcript is spliced from 21 exons. Lineage: Eukaryota; Metazoa; Chordata; Actinopteri; Siluriformes; Siluridae. Gene Ontology annotation, cellular component: membrane; cell surface. The record is from RefSeq and is a predicted model, not a curated record.
GAGAGAGAGAGAGAUCCAGUGUGUGUGAGUGUGUGUGCUGGCGCGCUCGGGGUCCACUUCAGAGUAAGAACUGUAUCCAUAUGAUUAAAAUGCCGAUCCCAUUCUUCCUGGAUGGAAAGUAAUCGAGGAAAGUAAAACUGGGGGCGUUCGCGCGGUGACGCGCGCGCGCGGCGGUUUCUGGCGUCGCGCGCUCCCUCGUGCGCUCUGGUGAGCUUCAUUGGACGUGAGCCGCUGUUCGAGUUUCACUCGACGCUGCCUCAAAGUUGGCCGGAAGCACAAACAAACAAACAAACAAACAAACAACACAAUGCGCUCACUCGUUGUUUUCCUGGUGUACACUUUUGUGCUGGGGUCUAAAGCGUCUCCGUCCCGCAGCGUUUUUACUAAUCAUUGGGCUGUGCGUCUGAAAGGAGGACCUGAAGAAGCUGACAAACUUGCUUCGAAAUAUGGCUUCACAAAUUUGGGGCAGAUUGGCGGUCUGGAGGACCACUACCAUUUCCAUCACAGUCACGUGGUGCGUAGAUCUACCUUCACCACUAGGGGCACACACAGUUUCAUUCACAUGGACCCCAAGGUGGACUGGGUCCAGCAGCAGAUAGUAAAGUCCCGGGUGAAACGUUACGCCUGGAGUGACCCCAACUUCAUCUAUUUCAAUGACCCCAAGUGGUCAAACAUGUGGUACAUUCAUUGCAGUGAUAAAAACAGCCGAUGUCGCUCCGAAAUGAACAUCUUGGCAGCGUGGCAGCGUGGCUAUACAGGCAGAAAUGUUGUCAUCACCAUCCUAGAUGAUGGGAUAGAGAGAAACCAUCCUGACCUGGCUCAAAACUAUGACCAGCUGGCCAGCUAUGAUGUAAAUGGCAAUGACCAUGAUCCAAUGCCACGUUAUGACUCUAGCAAUGAAAACAAGCAUGGGACCCGGUGUGCUGGGGAAGUGGCUGCUGUGGCCAACAACUCACAUUGCAUUGUGGGUAUUGCUUACAAUGCCCGAAUUGGAGGCAUUCGGAUGCUGGAUGGGGAUGUGACUGAUGUGGUGGAGGCGAAGUCACUUGGGAUUCGUCCCGACUACAUUGACAUUUACAGUGCCAGCUGGGGCCCUGAUGAUGAUGGGAAGACUGUGGAUGGUCCAGGCCCACUAGCCAAACAGGCCUUUGAAAUGGGCAUUAAAAAGGGGCGUAAAGGUCUGGGCUCAAUCUUUGUGUGGGCGUCCGGUAACGGAGGUCGGCAAGGAGAUCACUGCUCAUGUGACGGCUACACCAACAGCAUCUACACCAUCUCUGUUAGCAGCAGCACGGAAAAUGGCAACAAGCCCUGGUACCUGGAAGUCUGCUCAUCUACCAUGGCCACCACCUACAGCAGCGGAGAGUUCUACGACCGCAAAAUAAUUACUACAGACCUGCGGCAGCGCUGUACAGAUGGACACACAGGCACAUCCGUGUCUGCACCAAUGGUGGCUGGCAUCAUCGCUCUCGCACUGGAGGCCAAUCCAUUAAUAACAUGGAGGGAUGUGCAACACCUCUUGGUAAAGACAUCGAGACCAGUUCAUCUGAAAGCUAGCGACUGGAAAACCAAUGCAGCAGGACACAAAGUCAGUCACCUGUAUGGAUUUGGGUUGGUGGAUGCCGAAGCCAUGGUGGUAGAGGCCAAGAAAUGGCGUAGUGUUCCACCUCAGCACACAUGCACGAAGAUCUCAGAUCGCAGAACCAGGUACAUCCGGCCAGAGCAGAAGCUAAAUGUUACCAUGAGCAGCACAGGUUGCAGCAGACAACCAGACCAACAUGUAGCCUUCCUGGAGCAUGUAGUGGUACGGGUGCUGAUUGUUCACCCACGCAGAGGAGAUCUGGAGGUCAGUCUUGUCUCCCCAUCAGGAACCCGCUCCCAUCUUCUUGCCAGAAGGUUGUUUGAUAACUCUAACGAGGGCUUCAGAAACUGGGAGUUCAUGACUGUGCACUGCUGGGGAGAGCGAGCGGAAGGCACCUGGACCCUGGAGAUAUCUGACUCACCCUCACAGCUCCGCAGCAAUCUUGAAGUUCUAGGUAAGCUAAAGGAGUGGACUUUGAUUCUCUAUGGCACUUCUGAGCAUCCCUACCAGUCUCAGGGUUCUCAGCACUCUCGUGCUCGAAUGCUGGAGAUUCCUAGUGUUAAGAAUCCAGAGCCUUCACCAAGCACUGCAGUCCAGCACGAAGAGGAGGAAGAGGAGGAGUACACUGGGCCAUGCCAUCAUGAGUGUGGUGAUCAGGGUUGUGAUGGUCCAGAUGCUGACCACUGCCUAAACUGCAUCCACUUCAGCCUGGGCAGCCUGAAGUCUGGGAGAAGGUGUGUCAGCCACUGCCCAUUGGGUUAUUUUGAAGACACUGAAGUGCGGAGGUGCAGACGUUGUCACCGAGGCUGUGAGAAGUGCGUGGGUCGCGGCUCAAACGAUUGCUGCUCCUGCCGGAGAGGACUGUACUUCUACACAGAGGAGAGUUCAUGCAUAGAGAACUGCCCCGUUGGAUACUUCAGUGAUGAGGUUCAGAGACAUUGUCUGAAGUGUCACGAGAACUGUGUGAAGUGCCUGCAGGAUUCUGACAGAUGUACAGCAUGCAAAAAAGGCUUUAGUUUAGCAGGAAUGACUUGUGUUCCUGAGUGCACAAAUGGAACCUUCUUUAACCUGGAGGAGAUGAAGUGCAGCCCCUGCCACGUCUCCUGCUCCACCUGCACAGGGCCAGGCAUGGAGGAGUGUCUCCACUGCUCGCAACACUUCCUACAGGAGGAGUGGCGAUGUGUGCGGAAAUGCAGCCCUGGGCACUACGAAGGGGAGAGCAUAGGAUUCCCACAGAGGAUGUGCCGCAAAUGUGAGGAGAAUUGUCUAAGCUGCAGUGGGCCUGGAACAAGCUGUACUCAAUGCAGAGAUGGAUACAACCUUGUCAGCAGUACCUGCAUAAUCAGUGCCACCUGUAACAAUUCGGAUGAAGUUUUCUGCGACAUGGUGAAGUCCAACCGACUGUGUGAGAAGAAACUCUUUCGCCAGUUCUGUUGCAGAACCUGCUUGAUGACUGGAUGAAUAAAUAAAGAGAGAAUGAAAACGAUAUGGACAGGUCACAUUCUUUAAUAUGACUGCGUUAUCUGAUGUACAUUUAUAAUCCAAUUAUACCUGUGGAUUCCACCCAACAAACUCCUCAUUUCAGUAACACCCUAAAAGGGUGCUAUUUUAUUGCCAUUUGAUUUUUUUUUUAAUUUUUAUUAAAGCUGUCUGUUUUAUAAGCUGCAUUUAGUACAUGUACAAAUUGAUUCUUUUUUUAUUCUAUUAUGAUAUAAUGUGAUGUAGUGCAAUGGGGAUCUGUGUGCGAUUCUAAAGAAUAAGAUGAAAGGGCAACAUCGUGAGUAAAUCGAAUUUCCAGCACUCGGCUGAAUCGAUAAAUGUGAUGCCAGAUUAAUUAUUUUAAAAGUCAGUAAGCAAAGAAGCUUUUAAACACAUACAAUCGCAGCACCAUUUAUCAAGAAAGAUUAAUUAAAAUCCCAGUGCAGGUAUUGUACAUACUGAAGUGUGAAUAUAAUGGUUAAAAUAUUUGCUUCUUAAAAAGGGGCAUAAUAAACUAAAUGAUAUGUUGCCACCAGCAAGA